This is a messenger RNA of Synchiropus splendidus (mandarinfish), 2350 nucleotides long. It is a transcript of the gene jkamp, whose product is annotated as jnk1/mapk8 associated membrane protein. Lineage: Eukaryota; Metazoa; Chordata; Actinopteri; Syngnathiformes; Callionymidae. The coding region runs from base 118 to 1041 and encodes 307 amino acids. Gene Ontology annotation, molecular function: ubiquitin protein ligase binding. The transcript has 8 exons. The record is from RefSeq and is a predicted model, not a curated record. Gene Ontology annotation, biological process: response to unfolded protein. Gene Ontology annotation, cellular component: membrane.
CUGCGUUCCAUCAUAUCAAGCGAAGAAGAAGAAGUACUUCCGUGUCUUCGCAAUAUUUUUCCGGUAUAUACUUAAAAUCCCAAACAGCAUCUUUUUUGUCGUUUGUUAACGGAUACAAUGGCUGUGGCCAUGAGCUCAACAUGCCCAGGCCUCUAUUGUGGCAGGAUGAUGGUCAACGGUUCAUUGGAGGGAGAGUGUGGUGUGUGUCCUCGUGGUGAGCGGGCCAACAUCCAAAAGGUGUGUGAACGCUGCAGCGAGUCUCCUGAGCUUUACGACUGGCUGUACCUGGGUUUUAUGGCCAUGUUGCCACUGGUGCUUCACUGGUUCUUCAUCGAGUGGUACUCUGGAAAGAAGAGUUCCAGCGCACUUCUGCAACACAUGACUGCUCUGUUGGAAAGCAGCCUGGCUGCAGUAGUUACGCUUUUGAUGACGGAUCCAGUGGGGUUCCUGACAAUCCGUUCCUGUCGGGUCCAAAUGUUGUCGGAUUGGUACACAAUGUUAUACAAUCCCAGCCCGGACUACGUCAAUACUUUGCACUGCACGCAGGAGGCUGUCUACCCGCUCUAUACAAUCGUCCUCAUCUAUUAUGCUCUCUGCUUGGUGUUGAUGAUGUUGCUGCGCCCACUGCUGGUCAAGAAGGUUGCCUGUGGCCUGGGGAAGUCAGACCGCUUCAAGAGCAUUUAUGCUGCGCUCUACUUCUUCCCCAUACUGACUGUCCUCCAGGCAGUGGGAGGAGGACUUCUCUAUUACGCCUUUCCUUACAUCAUCCUGGUCCUGUCGCUGGUUACUCUGGCGGUCUACAUGUCUGCCUCUGAGAUCCAGGCGUUCAAGAACCUGCUUGUCAAGAAGAAGCGCCUGGUGGUUCUGUUCAGCCACUGGCUCCUGCACGCUUAUGGCAUCAUCUCCAUAUCCAGACUGGACAAACUGGACCAAGACCUGCCCCUGCUGGUGCUGGUGCCCUGCCCCGCCCUCUUCUAUAUCAGCACUGCCAAGUUCACUGAGCCCAGUCGUAUCCUGUCUGAGGCCGGCAACGGCCACUGAGACAGGCAUACGAAACUGCUUUACCUGUUCUUAGACCCGUGAAGAUGUGGACUGACCAGGUGAAGAUGGGUUCGAACCUCUUGCCACUGAAUUUUUGGGACUGCUAUCGACGUCAGUGAUCUUGUGGUGACUUGGACAUCUGACGUUAUACCAGGUUUUGGGAGGAUGAUUGUUGCAUUAUGGGUAUCAGCCAUGAGGUCAUAACAAAAACCUUGAUCCAAACACUGUAUAGACUGUCAGGCUUUAGAGGGGACAGGGCCGCUGUUGUGGAGUGUCAUACUUGCGCACCUGCAUCACCCUGUUCCCACAAAGCUGUUCAUUGUUCCUUUUAAAUGCCCAUUGAACAAAAAGUAUUGUGCAAUGCCACAAUCCUCAUAUGAACUGCUAAAGUUGUGGUGCAACGCCUCCCAUCUGGUGUGGCAGGUGCCAGGCGUCGGGCUUGUGCAAUGCAUUUGGUGGACAGCACCAGUAGCAGGGAACCGGUGUCAUGAACUCUGGCUAUAUUUAUUCCCAUACACUGACUAGUCGGAUUAAGCCCUGAAAAACGACUGCUGUCUAUCUCGAAAUUAACACACUGCACGGAGAGAAGCAAAUUGUUGGUAAUGUCACCUCCAUGACAAAGGGUGUUGCCGUGCACUCUUUUCUUCUGAGUCAUUGUGGGUGUAACAAGGCAGCAGCAUCAACACUUCAAUGCACCUGAAGUCAAGGUCACCAUCAACAAGUGCCAAAAGCAGAAUGGAAAAUGUCUUUUUGUUAAUACUGACUACCGGACCGUUGUGAUGCGUGAAUAACAUGUCCGUUCCAUUGAGACCCUGCUUUUCCAAGAAGCAUUGAAGUACCUACAGCCAGGUGUCUAUGGCAGCACACAAUUGGCAACAUGUUUGGUUUAAGAUGGGCAGGUUGCUUGUUCUAGGAAGGAAGUUCUUGUCAUACUGUAUAUGUUGAAGAUAAGAAAAUGUGAAUUUCAUGAUGUAUGUUGUUGUGUAUGUGUAUAUACAGCAUGGACAUGAGUAUUUUACUAUGUUUUAAACUUAAUUUGUCUCUGAAUAAAGGGUCAACAACAUGGAAAUGUAACUUGGGAACCAAGUUUUAAACUGACUACUGUGAGUCUCCUUUUGUUCUAUGGAAGUAAUUGUUGCAGGAUGAUUUGAGGCCAGUGAGACGACCCUGUAGCAUCCAAAAGCUGAUGGCCAUUAUUGUCCAGAUGCAGGUCAUAACAAUCUUCUUGUUGUCAUCUUCUGACUGAACAAAUGAUAAUCCCAGCUAUAGGCCACAGCUUUUCAGUUCCACUGUCAUGCGUCGUGUAAUU